This is a messenger RNA of Halichondria panicea, 722 nucleotides long. Its product is annotated as dnaJ homolog subfamily C member 24-like. Gene Ontology annotation, biological process: positive regulation of ATP-dependent activity. Gene Ontology annotation, molecular function: ATPase activator activity; ferrous iron binding. The transcript has 3 exons. NCBI's taxonomy places the organism in Eukaryota, Metazoa, Porifera, Demospongiae, Suberitida, Halichondriidae. The record is from RefSeq and is a predicted model, not a curated record. Bases 46 to 519 code for a protein of 157 amino acids.
UGUUAGUGUGAUGAUCCCAUCCCAGUGGAUAUUAUAGCUGGCUGCAUGCUAGUGGUGAUGGCUACUGGAUCUGGGGGAGAUGAUCUGUACAGUGUGUUGGAGGUAGCUGCUGAUGCAAGUGUCUCUGAUGUCAGGAGGAGCUAUCAGAGACUAGUGAAGGAGUGUCACCCUGACAAGCUGUCUGCUCACCUGACUGACGAGGAGAGAGACACAGCUAUGGACAAGUUCCAUACGCUCAGCAAGGCAUACCAGGUCCUUAGUGACCAGGAGAGCAAGGCGCUCUACGAUGCUAACAGUCAAUCCGCACAGAUCACUCAAAAAUGGCCGCUAUCUGAUACUGUGGACCUGGACACAAUGACCUUUGACCCUGCCUCGAAGGUGUACUCCCUAUCGUGCCGGUGUGGUGGAUGUUACCUAAUCAGUGAGAGUGAUAUGGAGGAUGGUGUGGAGGUGUCCUGCUGUACCAGCUGCACCCUGUGUGUGAGGGUCCUCUACCAGCUGGCCAGAGAUGAGAGAUAAGAUUGUGGGAGCUGGAGUGUGUAUGGAGUCAUGGUUCAAAGUGUCCAAGGAGACAAACUCUGAUUGAAGUACAUUGUGCUGCCACAGUUCCAGUGGACUUGAAUCUGAUAUCUAUGUGUGUGUAUGUAUGUUCUCAAGAGUUCAUUAGAUGUUCUGUACGUGUUUUUAUUCCCUUGUGGAUAAGAUUUUUGUGCAGAUAUUCA